UAAAAAAAAGAGUAAAAUGAACAUAUAUUUUCCUUGCCCGAACCAUUUUCUCCUGGUCAUCUUCUCCUUCGAUCUUCUUCGUUAUUCUUCGCCACUUCGCCGCCAACCUCGCCCUUGCCUUCUCCAUCGGUCUUAUUCUCCGCCUCCGCCUCACUCCAAGGACAUUGCUGAAGAUCUACCUCCGGUUACAAGAUGAGCCGACCAAUGGAGGAAGAUGCUGGCAAGAAUGAAGAAGAGGAAUUCAACACCGGUCCACUUUCAGUUCUCAUGAUGAGUGUUAAAAAUAACACUCAGGUUCUCAUAAAUUGUCGCAAUAAUAAGAAGCUUUUGGGACGUGUAAGGGCCUUUGACCGGCAUUGUAAUAUGGUUCUGGAAAAUGUUAGAGAGAUGUGGACUGAGGUACCAAAAACUGGGAAGGGAAAGAAAAAGGCUCAGCCUGUUAACAAGGACAGAUUCAUCAGUAAGAUGUUCCUGAGAGGAGACUCAGUCAUUAUCGUUCUUAGGAAUCCCAAGUAAGAAGCGUUGGCCAUCUCAUAAUAUGUUCAGUUCAAAUUCUUGAGUUGACUCCAUUCGCCUACCAAUCUUCUUGCUUGUCGUUCUCCCUGUGAUAAACAUCAAACUUUCAUUUGAUAGCCUGACCUUCUGCUAAGUUUGGAGCUAUCUAUAUCAGCUUCUAGUUUUUCUUUUCCUGGAAACCAUUUACCAAAUACUGUAACUCUAGAAAAUGUAUCUGUUUAGGUAUCGGAGGUUAUUUAGUAGAAAUGCAAUCUGUUUUUAACGUGUGUAUGGAAUAGAGUUUAUCUUUGCGAAUGGAUAGUGAGUAUAUUGGCUGCGUUUGUUUUUCUA
This is a messenger RNA of Benincasa hispida (wax gourd), 846 nucleotides long. RefSeq lists its product as uncharacterized. Lineage: Eukaryota; Viridiplantae; Streptophyta; Magnoliopsida; Cucurbitales; Cucurbitaceae. Gene Ontology annotation, biological process: RNA splicing. The record is from RefSeq and is a predicted model, not a curated record. Gene Ontology annotation, molecular function: RNA binding. Gene Ontology annotation, cellular component: small nuclear ribonucleoprotein complex.